This is a messenger RNA of Tachyglossus aculeatus (Australian echidna), 1371 nucleotides long. Its product is annotated as prokineticin receptor 2. The transcript has 3 exons. The coding region runs from base 135 to 1274 and encodes 379 amino acids. Gene Ontology annotation, cellular component: membrane. Gene Ontology annotation, biological process: neuropeptide signaling pathway. Gene Ontology annotation, molecular function: neuropeptide Y receptor activity. Lineage: Eukaryota; Metazoa; Chordata; Mammalia; Monotremata; Tachyglossidae. The record is from RefSeq and is a predicted model, not a curated record.
UCAUCAUCAUCAUAAUGGCAUAUGGCCGGGUAUGCAGCUGAAACUCUCGGCACUCUUCGCCUGAUGAAGGCAGAGAGAGGCUGACUGCUCCCUCCGAAUCCGCCACCCCAGCCCCGCCGUCCCGUGCCCGCACCAUGGGGCCCGAGCUGCGGAAUGCCACCGUCCGCACCGACCCCGCCGUCCCCUCCCUCGCUUUCAACCUCAGCUAUGGUGACUACGACCUGCCUCUGGACGAGGGCGAAGACAUGACCAAGACCCGCACGUUCUUUGCGGCCAAGAUCGUGAUCGGGGUGGCCCUGGUGGGCAUCAUGGUGGUCUGCGGCGUUGGCAACUUCAUCUUCAUCGCUGCCCUGGCCCGCUACAAGAAGCUGCGCAACCUCACCAACCUGCUGAUCGCCAACCUGGCCAUCUCCGACUUCCUGGUGGCCAUCGUCUGCUGCCCAUUCGAGAUGGACUACUAUGUGGUGCGCCAGCUGAGCUGGGAGCAUGGCCACAUCCUCUGUGCCUCCGUCAACUACCUGCGCACGGUCUCUCUCUACGUCUCCACCAAUGCCCUGCUGGCCAUUGCCAUGGACAGAUAUCUGGCCAUUGUCCACCCACUGAAGCCUAGGAUGAAUUACCAGACAGCCAGUCUCCUGAUUGCAUCGGUCUGGUUGGUGUCCAUCCUCAUCGCCAUCCCGUCAGCGUAUUUUGCCACCGAGACGGUCCUCUUUAUCGUCAAAAGUCAGGAGAAGAUUUUCUGUGGCCAGAUCUGGCCAGUGGACCAGCAGAUGUACUACAGGUCAUACUUCCUCUUCAUCUUCGGGAUCGAGUUUGUGGGCCCCGUCCUCGCCAUGACCCUGUGUUAUGCCCGGAUCUCCCAAGAGCUCUGGUUCAAGGCGGUGCCCGGCUUCCAGACGGAGCAGAUCCGGAAGCGGCUGCGGUGCCGCAGGAAGACCGUCCUGGUCCUCAUGGGCAUCCUCACGGCCUACGUGGUCUGCUGGGCCCCGUUCUACGGGUUCACCAUCGUGCGGGACUUUUUCCCCACCGUGUUUGUGAAGGAGAAGCACUACCUCACGGCCUUCUACAUCGUCGAGUGCAUCGCCAUGAGCAACAGUAUGAUCAACACCCUGUGCUUCGUGACUGUGAAAAACAACACCAUGAAGUACUUCAAGAAGAUCCUGCUGCUCCGGUGGAGAUCCUCCUAUAACGGGAGCAAAACCAGCGCCGACGUCGAUCUCAAAACCAGCGGGGUGCCCGCCACCGAGGAGGUGGACUGCAUCCGGUUAAAAUAACCGAUCUGAUUUUUGGACAGCGCGCACAGCGUACAUAUGGCAGAUGUUUCCGUGCUGUAAUCCUCUAGACUGUAAGCUCCUUGUAGGCAGAGACCGA